UGUAAACAAGGUGGCCAUGGCUGAACAAGGUGGUGGCCCUGGCUUGAUGCAUGCCACCGGCAUGAAGCACCUAAUUCAGACCAUGCACCGAUGACCCCGGCCACUCCUACUCGUCUAGUUGUGCACGAAGAACCUAAUCCAGACCGUGCAGGGGCUGACCCAACUACUACCUGAAAUAACGGGCAUCUUUAUAUAUAUAUAAACAUGUCGCACGCCGCCAGCGAGCUAGAGAGGCCAGGCCACAACGGCGCCGAGUAGCAGCAGCUGCGCGCUAGGCCAGAGAUGGCGGCCUCGGCGGCGCACGCCGCGGUGCUCGCCGCCGCCCUCCUCCUCCUCCCGUCCCUCCUCGCGCCCGUCGCCGUGGCGCAGCCGCCCAAGGGCGCCAAGGCGUUCUGCAUCAGCCAGUUCGCCAUCGCCAGCCAGGCGUGCUCCAUCCUGCCGCCGAGCCCUCCCGACGAGCAUCACCACCACGACGACGACGACGACGACGACGAUGAAGAGGACGAUGACCACGAAGACGACGAGCGUCGUCGUGACCGCGACCGCCGUCGUCGCGGCCACCGCGCGGCGGCGAUCAGCCUCUCGGCCUUGAUGGCGAGCAGCAACGUUAACGGCAGCCAGCACGGCGCCGCCGCCGUCGCCGUGAACCGCACCGGCGGCCACCACCACGGCAACCGCACCCGUGGCGGGCACGGGCGCAGGCGCGGCCGGGGACGCGGCCGCCUGCGGGACGGCGACGACCAACACGACACGGAUGAUCCCGACCACGACGAUGACCACAGCGGCGGCGAUGACCACCACCACGACGCCGACGACCCCGAUCACGACGACGAGGAGCAUGAGGACGACGACGACGCUCACCACCACGACACCGACGAUCCCGACCACGACGAUGACCACGACGACGAUGAUGAUGACGACGACGACGACGAUGAUGACGACCACCACGACGAGGAGCUCCGAGCGUACCGCGACUGCUGCCGGUGGCUCAAGGAGGUGCAGAAGGACUGCGUCUGCGAGGCGCUGCUGCGGCUGCCGCCGUUCCUCGUCAAGCCGCAGCACACGUACGUGGUCAGGGUGGGCAGGACGUGCAAGAUCACCUACCGCUGCGGCGGCGUCUAG
This is a messenger RNA of Panicum hallii, 1122 nucleotides long. Its product is annotated as sarcoplasmic reticulum histidine-rich calcium-binding protein-like. The coding region runs from base 283 to 1122 and encodes 279 amino acids. The transcript has a single exon. The record is from RefSeq and is a predicted model, not a curated record. NCBI's taxonomy places the organism in Eukaryota, Viridiplantae, Streptophyta, Magnoliopsida, Poales, Poaceae.